ACGUCGUCUUCUUCUUCAAAUCUCAGAUUUGGACAUCUCCGCCAAAAAUGGCAGAACACGAGCCAUUGCUGAACCACGAAGCGGCCAAAGAAGAACAACCAGAGCUCGUCGCCAGUUCCAAGCAAAACACUCGAGCUACUCGCAUCGCAUCUCUCGAUGUUUUCAGAGGCCUCUCUGUUUUCGUAAGCUUAUGAUGCUCGUGGAUUAUGCUGGCUCCAUUUUCCCAAUCAUUGCUCAUUCCCCCUGGAAUGGUGUACAUUUGGCUGAUUUUGUGAUGCCUUUCUUCUUUUUUGUUGCUGGAGUUUCUCUUGCUCUUGUAUAUAAGAAUGUUCCAAACAAAGUUGAAGCAACUUGGAAGGCAGUGCUAAGGUCACUGAAACUUUUUUUCCUUGGCAUUCUUCUUCAAGGUGGUUAUCUACAUGGGAUAACUACUUUGACAUUUGGUGUUGACAUUGAAAGAACACGUUGGCUUGGCAUUCUGCAGAGGAUAGCAAUUGGAUACAUAGUUGCAGCUUUGUGUGAACUAUGGCUUCCAUGUCAAUGGUGGAGGGGCGAAGGAGCUUCCAGGAACUAUUUUUCGCAUUGGUGCACUGCAUUUUCACUCUGUGCAAUAUAUUUGGGAUUAACAUACGGUUUGUAUGUUCCGGAUUGGCAAUUCGAGGAAUUGCAGUCAACCUCUUUUUCACUUCCGUCAAAUGAUGGCUACAUUUACAAAGUGAGAUGUUCUGUAAGAGGUGACCUUGGACCUGCCUGUAAUGCUGCUGGAAUGAUAGAUCGUUAUGUUAUUGGCAUUAAUCAUCUAUAUAAAAAACCUGUAUACAGAAACUUGAAGGAAUGCAAUAUAUCCAAAACUGGCCAGUUUUCAGAGAGUACGCCUUCAUGGUGUCAUGCUCCUUUUGAUCCUGAAGGUAUUUUAAGGACCAUAAAGGACGGCUAUACAAUUGGUGUAUCUUUUCAUUUGCAUUUAUGGUUCUUGGAUUUUUCCUUGCCUUCAUCGGUAUCCCUCUAAAUAAACCUUUGUACACAAUCAGUUAUACACUGGUUACAACGGCAUCUGCAGGAAUCACAUUUUGUAUCUUAUACAUUUUGGUGGAUGUCUAUGGUUGGAGACGGUUGACAUUUUUGUGGGAAUGGAUGGGGAAGCAUUCUCUAAGUAUAUUUGUACUAGUAUCUUCUAAUGUAGCUGUUAUUGUGGUUCAAGGAUUCUACAGGAUUGCCCCUGAGAACAACAUUGUUCACUGGAUUGUAUCACGCUUUGUUGACAAAUGAUAUGCUUGCCUUGCCAUUUUCUUAGCACAGGUAAAAGCCAGCUUCUUUUUAUUCACUUCAUUUAUUUAUUGUUUUGAGGCUGUUUUCGACUUUUUUUAGAAAGUUCCAUUUAACUGCAUAUCUUUCAAUUCAAGGAGACAUUUAUAACCCAAAAUCAAGAGGCAUCUAUCAAAAAACUACAAGUGGGAAAGUUCUCUCUUGUAAAAGAAAGAUCUCAUCCUCCUACAA
Messenger RNA from Ilex paraguariensis (yerba mate), 1497 nucleotides. The record is from the annotation of a GenBank genome assembly. Lineage: Eukaryota; Viridiplantae; Streptophyta; Magnoliopsida; Aquifoliales; Aquifoliaceae.